Messenger RNA from Anopheles maculipalpis, 1307 nucleotides. It is a transcript of the gene Nadk2, whose product is annotated as NAD kinase 2, mitochondrial. Gene Ontology annotation, molecular function: NAD+ kinase activity. Lineage: Eukaryota; Metazoa; Arthropoda; Insecta; Diptera; Culicidae. The record is from RefSeq and is a predicted model, not a curated record. The transcript is spliced from 4 exons. Gene Ontology annotation, biological process: NAD+ metabolic process. Bases 40 to 1281 code for a protein of 413 amino acids. Gene Ontology annotation, cellular component: mitochondrion.
AGCAAUCGAGAAUCGGAAGCACGCACGGUUUAAAUACAAAUGUUCCACUUGAAUCAACUUUUGCGGAAUGUUUCAGGAUUCAAUCCCACAACGCUCCGGAAUGCCCUGAAAGCGCAACGCCAUUUCGGUAGUACAACACAGGAAAAAUUGCGCCGCGUGCUGGUGGUGUCGAAGCUGACGCGCCUAGAGUUUGAAAAGAUCCGCGAAGAGCAGCUGAGCGAUGAGUGUUUGGAGCAGAAGAUACGCGACCGUGGCACCGAUUACGACGCCAUCAAGUACUACCACCAUCUGCACAAGGACGUCGAGCGGAAGGUGGUUCGGUCGUUUCAGCAGCGCGGCAUCGAAGUACAGGUAGUGAACCGCAUCACCAUACACAAGGAUGCGCUACAGUGGGCCGAUCUGAUCGUACCGAUCGGUGGCGAUGGUACGUUCCUGCUCGCAGCUGGCCGUGCUAGUCCAUUCUUUCUUUCGAAUGGGAAGAAAACGCCAGUCGUGGGUUUUAAUUCGGAUCCACGCCGCUCGGAAGGACGACUUAUGCUGCCAAAGCAAUACUCGGCACAGGUGGAUGAAGCAAUCCGGCGUAUUAUAGCGAAAGAUUUCCGAUGGAUGCAUCGGUCGCGCAUCCGGACAACGCUUGUCGGAGCAGCCACAACCGAACGUCCAUCGCCAAUGGAUUUGCACGAAUUCCACUCCCAACCGGUCGAACACAAGGAGGUGAUGUCGACUGCACCGAACGGUAAAAGCCGUAUUCUCCCAUAUCUUGCACUGAACGAGGUUUUUAUUGGUGAAAUGCUUUCGGCCCGCGUAUCCCAUCUUCAUCUGCGCAUCGAUAAUUCCGAAAUUGUAACCAAAACGAAAAGUUCCGGCCUGUGCGUAAGUACCGGCACCGGAUCAACCUCAUGGCUCACGAGCAUGAACCGUCUGUCGACGAACAAUGUGAAAGAUCUGCUGGAAAUAGUACGGAAACGUACGGCCGAGCGCACCCUGGACAACAUCGAUCCCGAGUCCGUGUCUCAGGAGUACAACGAUAAUCUAGUGUUUGCGCCCGACGAUCCGCGGCUGUGCUACUCGAUACGGGAGCAGAUCUGUGUCGGUGUGUGGCCGAACCCGAAGGGCUUGGAAUCACGCGGGUUCGCCAAAGAAAUCUUCGUCAAAUCGCGCUGUGUCGAUGCAAGUCUCGUGAUAGAUGGUAGUAUUGCGUACAACUUCAACGAUGGUGCCCGUGCCUUGCUGGAAGUGUAUCCGGAGGAUUCACUCCUGACGAUCGAUAUGGAUGACUGAGCGAGUGAGCGAGGAAUCGCCGGAUA